Messenger RNA from Rotaria sordida, 486 nucleotides. The record is from the annotation of a GenBank genome assembly. NCBI's taxonomy places the organism in Eukaryota, Metazoa, Rotifera, Eurotatoria, Philodinida, Philodinidae.
AUGUAUGAGAGUACACGUAAUAAAGCAUUUAAUCAAUUAAAAACAAAUGCAUUAAGUUCUGUUCAAUAUGUUGAAUUCAGUAUUCCUAGUUGUCAUCGUAUUUCAAAUGAAUCAGCUAAUAUUGGUAAACAUCUUGUACCAUUUCUUAAGUUACAUAUGCCUCAUUUACAAACACUACGUCUUUGGCGACCGGACGAUUUUCCUUGGACAACUGUGCGACCAGAUCUUCCAGAAGGAUAUUAUCGGAAGGUUUUACUUCAACGAUGGAUGAAAUUUUUACACACAUCUGAAUCGAUUGCUCAGCAAGUCACUGUUUUUGAACAAGAUCUUUGUCAAUUAGUAGAACAAUUGAAAUACUUUGUCUUUCUUGAUAUUUAUGGUGUAAUUUCUUAUGAAAAAGCACAAGCUUAUCAUUCAAUGGUUCGAACUCGUUUUCCUAAUUAUCGAAGUCAUGUUGAUAUAUCAAGAUUUUGCCUGUGGCUUUGA